CGGGGCCGGGAGGGUAUAAAAGGCCCCGCCGGGCGGGGCAGAGCCAGCUCUCGCUCCUGCCGCUGGGCCGUUGCGCGUCGCAGGCGGGAUGAGUCCGGGGAGACAAACCGGGGAGACUUCCGACCUGCGGAAGAGCCUGAAGCCGCUGAUGGAGAAGCGCCGCCGGGCGCGCAUCAACUGCAGCCUCGGCCAGCUCAAGACGCUCAUCCUGCCCCUGGUGGGCAAAGACAGUUCCUGCUAUUCCAAGCUGGAAAAGGCAGAUAUUUUGGAGAUGACCGUUCAGUUUCUCAAGGACCUUCCAACGUCUUGUGGCACGCUUCCCGGCUCGGUGGACGGCUACGGCGAAGGUUACCAUGCUUGCCUGUCCCACUUUGCGACGCUGAUCCCCAAGUACAACCUGCUGAGUCCAGAUGCGUGCCACCAACUCUUGGCACGGCUCCAGCAGAACUUCAGGGAUUGCCCUUGGCAUCACAACUGCACACACUCGGCAAAAGACUUGGCCGCCACGCAGCAGGAGGAGACACCCCUGUGCCCGGCCAGGCGGGACCCAGGAAACUUCUGGGGGGGCUCCCAGCCCACCCAGCCUCCCCCCUUGUGGAGACCCUGGUAAAGGAAGGAAAAUUUUGCCCAGCCCAGUUUGGGACUUAUUUAUAAUUCCCCCCCUCCCCCCGAUAAAAUUUCUAGGUGCCAAGAGUGUGGAAGAUGGCAUGGUGUGUCUCUGCCUGAGUGCCUGUUCUGAGUGCCUGUCCGGCCUCGACCCCUCUCUAUCUUUCAUUCUUUUUAGGGCACUCAAUUUAUUUUGUCCUUUUUUUAAAAAAGCGAAAAUUUGUGGGUCAGUUAAUCUUGCGGUUAAGUAAAUUCAGAAUGGAAAUCUGGUGUUUUGUUUAAUUUAGAUUUGCUGAUUGGAAUUUGGGAGAGAGUAAUUUUACAUCCAGGCACUUUUGACCUCCUUCACUGCUUUGGGGCCAGAAACCUCUCUCUCUCUCCUUUCUUUCCUUUCUCUCUCUCUUUCUCUGUCUCUUAUCUUUUUUCUUUCUCUUUCUCUCUCUUUUCUUUCUUUCUCUGCCCCCUCUCUUUCUCUUAAUCUCUUUCUCU
Crotalus tigris (Tiger rattlesnake) is the source of this 1095-nucleotide messenger RNA. Its product is annotated as transcription factor HES-2-like. Gene Ontology annotation, cellular component: nucleus. Gene Ontology annotation, molecular function: protein dimerization activity; RNA polymerase II cis-regulatory region sequence-specific DNA binding; DNA-binding transcription factor activity, RNA polymerase II-specific. Gene Ontology annotation, biological process: regulation of neurogenesis; anterior/posterior pattern specification; regulation of transcription by RNA polymerase II. Lineage: Eukaryota; Metazoa; Chordata; Lepidosauria; Squamata; Viperidae. Bases 89 to 610 code for a protein of 173 amino acids. The transcript has 4 exons. The record is from RefSeq and is a predicted model, not a curated record.